UGAGAAUGUGUGUAUGCAAGUGGAUAUAAUAUCGCCUACCUGUCCCUGUCACUCUGGUUGCAUUGCUGCUCUCCGUAUGAAACUGAGAUAACUAUUUGCUCCAGUCUGAGCUAAAAAGCCUUCCUUUCCUCUGACGGGCCGCCCUCGCUUCCAAUUUUAAGACGGUUAAAGCCAUCCGAGAGGAGUUGAUCUGAGUGACUUAAUUGUGAGAGGAGCUUCGGCGUUUGUAAAUCCCGUUUCGGCUGGUCUACCACGCGAUAUAGUGGUCGCGCAGCUUACAGUUUCCCUGUCUUUCGUUUGGGAGUUUAAGCUGAUUGUGAACGCUGCGUAAUCCGCUUGUUUUAUCGAUGAACUCUAUGAAGGAUCCGUUGAGUUUAGACCACCAUCACAUCACUGGAAGUAAACUCGCUUCCGCGCUCCACACUCCGCUUUCAAUGGCUUCCAGUCUGCAGCCUCUCCAGAGGUCAAUGGACUCCAAACACAGGCUAGAGGUGCACACAGUGUCAGACACCUCCAGCCCAGAGUCCGUAGAAAAGGAAAAGGGUCAGAGUAAAAACGACGAUUCGUCCGAUGACCCGUCCAAGAAAAAGAGACAACGGCGGCAAAGGACACAUUUUACUAGCCAGCAGCUCCAGGAACUCGAGGCCACCUUCCAACGGAACCGCUACCCCGACAUGUCCACAAGAGAGGAGAUCGCAGUAUGGACAAACCUUACUGAAGCCAGAGUCAGGGUGUGGUUCAAGAACCGACGGGCAAAAUGGAGAAAACGGGAGAGAAACCAACAAGCUGAGCUGUGCAAAAACGGCUUCGGUCCUCAAUUCAACGGACUGAUGCAGCCCUACGAUGACAUGUACCCCAGCUACACGUACAACAACUGGGCCGCCAAGGGGCUGACGUCAGCCUCACUGUCCACCAAAAGUUUUCCCUUUUUCAAUUCCAUGAAUGUCAACCCGCUGUCUUCGCAGACCAUGUUCUCUCCGCCCAAUUCCAUCUCCUCAAUGAGCAUGUCCUCCAGUAUGGUUCCGUCCGCCGUCACGGGUGUACCCGGAUCCAGCUUAAAUAGCCUCAAUAACUUGAACAACCUUAGCAGCCCCUCUCUGAAUUCGGGAGUUCCCACGCCGGCGUGCCCGUACGCCCCUCCAACACCUCCGUACGUGUACCGGGACACUUGUAACUCCAGCCUUGCCAGCCUGAGAUUGAAAGCUAAGCAGCACUCGAGUUUCGGAUACGCAAGUGUGCAGAAUCCGGCCUCCAACCUCAGCGCUUGCCAAUACGCCGUGGAUAGACCAGUGUAAAACAUGGAGAAUUAACAACCCCGAACCCCAGGAACAAGACUUAUUUUUUUCUUUCCUUCAAAAAAAGGGCACUAGAAGAAUAGACCACUGACAUGCGUCAUGCCCCGAGAUGGAGUUUAAAACGAAAACGGAAGCAAAGCUUUUCUAGCGAGAAUGUUGUUCUACAUCGUCGAGUGUGGCAAUUAGGAUAGGAAAACACGUCAUAAGCUUGAUACUUUUGCCAAUUCAACUUCUGGACAUUGAUUGACUAAACGGUUGUAUAUAUGUCUAAAUUUCAUCUCCAGUUUGUAGGGGCAAAUGCUAUAGCUCUUAAUUCUUUUCAAGAAAUCACUUUAACACCGCAUGUGGAAAACCUAACAAAAUCAUGUCUUGCUUGCAAAAAGGGGAGUUGUACAUACUAAACGCACCAGCCGUGUGUUCCUAACAUAUAAAUUUAUUAUUAAAUGUCUGUGUGAAUAUAGAUUUAGAAUAGCAACCCUGGUUAAUUCUACGCAAAUGUUUCUGCGAAAUGAAAUUGGUUUUGCUCUGUGUAUACUAUUUGGUACGGACCUUUUGUUUCGUUUUUCAGCAUCCAAAAAAAAAAAUAAACUAUUGUGUUUUAUUUAA
Electrophorus electricus (electric eel) is the source of this 1901-nucleotide messenger RNA. It is a transcript of the gene pitx2, whose product is annotated as paired-like homeodomain 2. Gene Ontology annotation, biological process: anatomical structure morphogenesis; regulation of transcription by RNA polymerase II. Gene Ontology annotation, molecular function: DNA-binding transcription factor activity, RNA polymerase II-specific; RNA polymerase II cis-regulatory region sequence-specific DNA binding. NCBI's taxonomy places the organism in Eukaryota, Metazoa, Chordata, Actinopteri, Gymnotiformes, Gymnotidae. The record is from RefSeq and is a predicted model, not a curated record. Gene Ontology annotation, cellular component: nucleus.